This is a messenger RNA of Macadamia integrifolia, 1965 nucleotides long. RefSeq lists its product as uncharacterized. The transcript is spliced from 6 exons. Bases 15 to 1895 code for a protein of 626 amino acids. Gene Ontology annotation, molecular function: protein binding. NCBI's taxonomy places the organism in Eukaryota, Viridiplantae, Streptophyta, Magnoliopsida, Proteales, Proteaceae. The record is from RefSeq and is a predicted model, not a curated record.
CAUCCAUUCCCAGCAUGGCUGCAUCAACUUCUGGCUCCAACAAUCCUAAGUAUGGAGAUGUAUAUAAAGCUGCUGUCAAUGGGAAGGAGAUGGAUGUCCUCCGAAAGUUCUAUACUGUGGGAAACCCUACUUCACCCAUCAAUGAUCAUGGAGAUACUGUCCUUCAUGUGCUUGUUCUGAAUCACCACACCAAGGCAGCCAUUGAACUACUACAGCUGCGAAUUCAUGAUCUAUCGGCGAAAAAUUGCAAAGGAAAUACAGCACUACAUGAAGUAGCUAGGGUUGGUGCUCUGGAGAUUGCAAAGUUGAUGGUGCAGGGAGAACAGAGCUUAGUUAAUGAGAGUAACCUCAAUGGAGAGACACCACUAUAUUGGGCAGCUGCUUAUGGACAGACCGAAAUGUUUCAGUUCCUCUCCAAAAGAACCAACAUGGGAUUGAGAAGAAAUGAUGACUUUACCAUUCUUCAUGCUGCUGUGAUAGGCGAAUUUUAUGGUCUAGCUUUACAGAUAGUGCGUGGGUACCCAAAUCUUGUUGUUGAAAGUAAUCAAGCCAGGAACACGGCUCUUCAUCUAUUAGGCCAAUCGCCCUUUUCAUUCAAGAGUGGAACAGUAUAUUCAGAGAGGCAUAUAGCUGAUUCCUCCUUCAUCCCAUGGACAUUGUUUAAAUUAAUAAUCUACUUCUGUAUUCCUUGGGAUGACAGCAAAGAAAACUUAACAGAUCUUAAGGAAGGUCAGAAGAGUAAACCAGGAAUGAUGAGACAAUUAUUUAGAUGGUUUAUAUUUCUUAGAGGAAUUGACGAUACAAAGCAGAAACAUCAAUUGGCACUAGAGAUAGUAAAACAACUGGUACGGAGAGAGUCAGAGAACUUGAAAUGGAAUUAUUACAUAACUGAUGAAGAAAAUUCAGUAAGCACAUCAGACCCUCUGAGGGAACAAUUGAAUUUCUUAUACUCUGCAAAUACAAUCAAUGAUACACUUAUGUUGGCUGCAAAGCAUGGGAUUGUUGAGAUUGUGGGUGUGAUCCUUAAAGAGUGUCCUUGGGCUAUUGAAUAUGUAGAUGAGAAUGGGAAGAACAUACUCCAUUUAGCAGCUGAGUAUCGUCAAGUUGGAGUUCUUAAACUUUUAAAAUCAAGAAGAUUUUGUAUAAAUAAGAUGGUUGCAGAUGUUGACAAGGAGAGGAACACAGCUUUGCAUCUUGCAGCGAAGCAUCACCAAAAUAAUUUUAAUGUAUCAGCGUAUGAGAUGACACGGGAGAUCCUUUGGUUCAAGCAAGUCAAGGAUGUCUCCCAAGUUCAUACAUAUCAUCACCUUCGAAAUUCAGAAGGUAAAACAGCAGAUGAAAUAUUCAAUGAAACUCAUCAGAAUUUGCUAUCAAAAAGUGUGGAAUGGGCUAAGAAGACAACAAAUAUCUUCAUGGUUAUCUCCACCCUGAUUGCCACAGUAAAUUUUACGGCGGCGUUCGCCGUCCCAGGCGGUUACAACCAAGUUACCGGCAUCCCUAUAUUCACCACCAAAGCAAAAGACCUCCCAUCCUUCUAUGCAUAUUCUUCAGUUGCAUUGUUCUUCUCUGUUGUCACCCUUGGUUCCUCCUUCUCUGCCUACCUAUCUCGCUUUCAUAGUGAUGAUUUUUAUUUCUUGUUGCCUCUCAAAUACCUUAUUGGAGGUACCUCUCUCUUUUACUCUACAUGUUACACAGUUUUUGCAUAUAUACAAGCUCUCAUACUUGAGACAAAUGGGCAAACUACAAUCCUUCACUUUUCUAUGGGAUUUUUAGUUACUGCAAUUGCUAUAUCAGUAGUCAAUCUUGUUUUCAUAGAUAUAAUGUUCCCAGUCUUCCGCUACAUGGUAGAUCUUCUCCUUCAUUUAGUUUCUCAUUACAAAGGCCAAUGGAUGUAGAUGUUCAUCUUCAAUCAGUACUGCUUCAUUUAUCUAUCUUUACAUAUAAAUGUACAACUGUGUCUUAGAA